Sinocyclocheilus anshuiensis is the source of this 2432-nucleotide messenger RNA. It is a transcript of the gene inpp1, whose product is annotated as inositol polyphosphate-1-phosphatase. The transcript has 6 exons. Bases 240 to 1394 code for a protein of 384 amino acids. Gene Ontology annotation, molecular function: inositol-1,4-bisphosphate 1-phosphatase activity. NCBI's taxonomy places the organism in Eukaryota, Metazoa, Chordata, Actinopteri, Cypriniformes, Cyprinidae. The record is from RefSeq and is a predicted model, not a curated record. Gene Ontology annotation, biological process: phosphatidylinositol phosphate biosynthetic process.
AGCAGAGGGCGGUAUUCAUGAACAAACUCCGCCUAUUACUUUGACGCAAUGAGGGGGGAAAUGCUCUCAUUUCCGAGGCGUUUCUGUUACUUAAAACAUCUGCGUUAAAAUACGCUGGCGUCACGCAGCAGAGAUGAAGUGUGUUUGCGCUUUUAGACAGAGGAUCAGUACAGAACUGUGACACACAGGAAGCGCUCAACUUCAACUCAAGGACACCUAACCACUACAGAUUUAUUUCAAUGGCCUCAGGUAUGGCAGAGUUGCUGCGGUUGCUCCUGAGCGUGGCAGAAAAAGCCGCCAAUGUGGCACGGGUCUGUCGACAGGAAGCACAGCUUUUUGAACUUUUGGUACAAGAAAAGACAGGAGCUGACAAAAACAAGAAAUUUGUCCAGGACUUUAAGACGCUUGCUGAUGUGUUGAUACAGGAAAUGAUUCGCCAUGAUGUUUGUGCCCAGUUUCCAGAAUUGACUGGAUUUAUUCAUGGAGAGGAGUCAAACAAGUUUGAGAAUGGACUUGGGGAGAGUGUUACUGUGAGAGUAUGUGCUCAGGAAGAGGACACAACUGCUUUGUUGGCUAAAGUUCUGGAUGGUGAUCAAAACGCAGCGUCCCUCCUGACCAAGGUGAUCCACCAGGACCUUCAGAUUAAAGACGAGAUGGCUGAAUCUCUGCAGCUGUCAAUCAGCCCAGCCGAUGUGGGCAUCUGGAUUGAUCCCAUCGAUGGAACAAGUCAGUACAUUGAAGGGAAAGAGGAAGAACAGCCAGAUGAAGGCUUUUGUCCAUUCGGUCUCCCAUGUGCUCUGGUUCUGAUUGGGGUUUACUUACGGUCCACUGGCCAACCGGUCAUGGGUGUCAUAAACCAGCCGUUCAACCGCAAAGACUCCACGGGUAAAGGAUGGAAAGGCCAGCACCUCUGGGGCGUUUCAUAUGGAGAUGUGAACGCUUGCUCCUUCACGCAUCGCAGGCCGUCGUGUCCACAAAAGAAAGAUGAUUUGUCUGUGCUGCUGAGCUCCAGCGAGAGGCCGGCUGUGAAGGACGCUCUCGCAGCCAUUCCCGGCGGCUCGCUGAUGUACGCAUCCGGAGCGGGAUACAAGAUCCUGUGCGUGGUCCAGGGUCUGGUGGAUGUGUAUGUGCUCUCCGAGGGCAGCACCUUCAAGUGGGACUCGUGUGCUCCUCAUGCGCUUCUGCGGGCGCUGGGUGGUGGGGUCUCGGAUCUGAGCGAGUGUAUGCGUGCCCACGUCAACGGAAACAAGGGACACGCAGCUGAACUGACCUACCAUCAACUGCACAACCAAAGUCAAGGUGUGGACCGAUGGGCGAACCGAGGAGGAAUAAUCGCGUAUUUGGACUCCAGCGUAAUUGAUAAAGUCGUGGCGGCACUUGCUGGAAAGAUAUGAUAAAAAUGAAAUGCAAGAGCUUAGUGUAUGCAAGUGUAUGCUUGUAUUUUUUAUGCAUAAUCUUAUGUCAUUUAUGAUGCAAUUUUUAUGUUAAGAUUUAGUGGCAUAAUCAAAUAUAAAUUUAAGGCUGUAGCUUUUCAGAAGAUAUAUAUUAUAAUGCUCAUCUACAAUGUAUAUAUCAGUAAGUUUUAUUUUUUUGGAAGAAGCUGGUUAUAUUUUCAAGACAAAAAGGAAAGCAAUUACUGUUUUGCCUCAUUCUCAUUGUAAUGUUGUGUAAAUGUUACAGAUAAUAUCACGUUUUACAAUUUCUGCUGGUCACCUGAAAUAAAAGAAAAACCUAGAUUAUCAUGUAUAAUACACGGACAUUCAGGCCCUUUUAUAGUGAUGUUUUUGACUUGAUUCCUCUUUUUUUCCCCCCUUAUGUUUCGCUCUAAGAAUGGCAGAAAUCUAUUGAGAAAAUGGGUGCCAUGAGAGUCUCUCACAGGAAAGACAUUGACUGGUUUGAGUUGUACUUUUCGGUCUCAUUCUAAACAUUCAAUGGAAAAACUUUGAGAGCUAAGGGGCUGAUGGGGAAAGUGUGUUUAAGAGCACAGAGAUGACCAUGGAUGCCCUUUUAUGUGCAAAAGCUGUAAAAAGAUCAUUUCUUUCCCUCUUGGCUUCAUGUCAGUGCCAGUGUGCUAAUGACUAGAAAAGGAUCCAAAGUGUCACUACUUCACACUGUACACAUACAGGUCAUGUGACCCGAGUGAAUUUAUAGAAAAUACUGGAUAAGUUUCACAUGAACAAAACCUCUUUGGAUAAGGGGCAUAGUUCUUUAAUGUUUGAUAUCCGCAAUAAUGCACUCAUGAAAGGUGACGGAGAUCAAAAUGAAGUUUAAUCAAGUGCAAUGAAGUUAUUAGUCUUUCAGAAUUAUAUAAAUGCUCAUUUGACGGCUGCUUGUGGUCCUAAAUGGUAAGUACAAUGGCUGAUCUCCUCAUUAUUGAGCCACACUGAACUCUAGCCAGCAUAAUCACACAUUAUUCCUUCGAAGAUUUAAUC